This is a messenger RNA of Anneissia japonica, 875 nucleotides long. RefSeq names its product macrophage receptor MARCO-like. The coding region runs from base 75 to 875 and encodes 266 amino acids. The record is from RefSeq and is a predicted model, not a curated record. The transcript is spliced from 9 exons. Lineage: Eukaryota; Metazoa; Echinodermata; Crinoidea; Comatulida; Comatulidae.
UACCAGGUAUACCCGGAUUAAACGGUGAACAUGGAUUGCCAUGAAGCAAGGGGGAAAAAGGUAGCCGAGGAAUUAUGGGAUUGUCAGGUGAACUUGGUGAAAAGGGAGCACAAGGUUCUCCAGGUGUUCAAGAAAUCAAAGGCGUUCAAGGCCCUCCAGGUAAUAGAGGACUGAAAGGCGAAAAGGGUUACAUUGGAAAACAUGGACCGAUGGGUCCAAAGGGGGAUACUGGUAGCAUUGGCGAAAAAGGACAUCUUGGACCUCGCGGUCCUGUCGGACAAAAGGGUGACAUGGGGUCUCGAGGGAGUAAAGGAGAUACUGGAUCACCAGGUAUCACUGGUGCUAAAGGAGCCAAGGGGUCCCAGGGAAGCCGGGGUGUCAAUGGUGCCAUUGGCGCUAAGGGAAUCAAAGGGUCAUCAGGAUCUCCAGGUGCUACCGGAGCCACUGGUGUUAAGGGGGCUAAGGGUUCACAAGGCAUUCGGGGUACUUCUGGAAUCAAUGGUGCUAAAGGAGCCAAAGGGUCACAAGGGAUUCGGGGUGCUACAGGCACCACUGGUGCUAAAGGAGACGAGGGUUCUCAAGGAAUUCGGAGAGUUAAUGGACCUACCGGAACCACUGGUACCAAGGGAGCCAGAGGUCCACCAGGACCUCGGGGUGCUACUGGGACCCCGGGUCCACGGGGCCCAAAGGGAGGCCCAGCAGUUAAUCCUAUAGACCCAUGUACUUCCAAUCCCUGUGUGAAUGGGAUCUGUAGAAAGUCAAGCUCUUCUUAUUCAUGCAUCUGUAAUCGAUGCUACUCAGGAAGCAGAUGUCAAUACUAUGAUUCUAAACGCUGCUUAAUCGAGCCCUUUGACCCCUUCGAGCCACUGAAGUAG